Molecule: messenger RNA, 1787 nt
Organism: Vespa mandarinia (Asian giant hornet)
Lineage: Eukaryota; Metazoa; Arthropoda; Insecta; Hymenoptera; Vespidae
Product: AP-1 complex subunit mu-1-like
Biological process (GO): intracellular protein transport; vesicle-mediated transport
Cellular component (GO): clathrin adaptor complex
Source: RefSeq, a predicted model, not a curated record
UUUUUUUUUUCGAUAUAAACGAUUCCGAAGAUUUUAAUUAAUAAAGGAUCGAAGUGUGAGUGAAUAAUGUUUCUAAAUUUAAUUUUGAAUAUAGUCUUUAAUGUCAAAUAAGACGUUAGAGAUCUUUUAUAUAUAUAUGUAUAUAUAUCUUUUUGCAAUUGUUUCACAUCAUUUUAAGAUGUCUACAUCAGCUAUAUACAUAUUGGAUAUGAAGGGCAAGGUGUUGAUCUCUCGUAAUUAUCGUGGAGAUAUAGAAACAGGAGUAAUAGAAAAGUUUAUGCCUUUAGUGAUGGAACGAGAAGAAGAAGGUAAUCUUACACCUAUUAUCCAGACAUUAGAGUGCACAUAUGCUUAUAUAAAAUAUAAUAAUCUUUAUAUCGUUUCUACAACAAGGAAAAAUGCCAAUAUUUCUUUGGUUUUUGUAUUUUUGCAUAAAGUGGUACAAGUAAUGCAAGAAUAUUUUAAAGAAUUAGAAGAAGAGAGUAUAAGGGAUAAUUUUGUUGUAAUAUAUGAGCUUCUGGAUGAAUUAUUGGAUUUUGGUUAUCCUCAAACAACGGAUAGCAAAAUUUUACAAGAAUAUAUUACACAAGAAGGUCAUAAAUUAGAAAUACAACCUAGAAUUCCAAUGGCUGUGACUAAUGCUGUAUCUUGGAGAUCAGAAGGUAUUAAAUAUCGCAAGAAUGAAGUCUUUUUGGAUGUAAUAGAAUCUGUUAAUCUUUUGGCAAAUGCCAAUGGAAAUGUAUUGAGUUCUGAGAUCGUUGGUGCUAUAAAAAUGAGAGUAUAUCUAUCUGGGAUGCCAGAAUUGAGACUUGGUCUAAAUGAUAAAGUAUUGUUUGAAUCGACUGGACGAGGUAAAUCCAAAUCAGUAGAGUUGGAAGAUGUCAAAUUUCAUCAAUGCGUCAGACUUUCAAGAUUUGAGAACGAUCGAACAAUUUCUUUCAUACCACCUGAUGGAGAAUUUGAAUUAAUGUCUUAUAGAUUGAAUACUCAUGUCAAACCAUUGAUAUGGAUUGAAUCGGUUAUAGAGAGACAUGCACAUAGUAGAGUAGAAUACAUGAUAAAAGCUAGAUCACAGUUCAAACGUCGAUCGACAGCUAACAAUGUGGAAAUAGUAAUACCUGUGCCAAAUGAUGCAGACUCUCCUAAAUUUAAAACAACCAUUGGCAGUGUCAAAUAUUCUCCUGAACAAAGUGCAAUUACUUGGUUCAUCAAAUCCUUCCCAGGUGGAAAGGAAUAUUUAAUGAGAGCACAUUUUGGUUUACCGUCUGUUGUUGGAGAAGAUAUAGAAGGCAAACCACCGAUUCAAGUAAAAUUUGAAAUUCCUUAUUUCACUACUUCUGGGAUUCAAGUGCGAUAUUUGAAAAUUAUUGAGAAGAGUGGUUACCAAGCAUUACCAUGGGUUCGUUACAUUACACAAAAUGGUGAUUAUCAAUUGAGAACAAAUUAAUUAUAUUAACACAAUUAAAUGAAAAUAUUUGAGAUGACAAACAAUCGAGUGCUAUGUUUCCAAGGAAACUUCAAUAUAUACAAUUGUAUCUAGUUGUAAAAAUCGAAUAUUUUAAAUAAUCAAAAGAUUAACUUGUCUGAAUAAUGUAUGUAAGAAAUGCAUAGAUUUGCAUAGUUUAAUCUUUAAAUUAAAUGAAAAGAAUAAUUUUUAUGAUUCUAAUUUUAUAAAUCUAAUUUUAUAUACAUACAUUAUUUAUCCAACAAAUUUCAACAGAAAUAAUACUUUAUACUUACAAAUAUUUAAAAUAUUCUAAGAAAACAUUUUAAAUCUGCUAUUGAUA